UAUUAAUGUCAACUUAUUUCACUUUGUUGUAAUGACGUUUAACAUCGAUCACCAACGUUUAUGAUACUUGUAUUUUUUUUUUGCAGACCAAAUAUUUGAUUUGUUCACAACAAAUGAUUAUUUGUGGAAACAUACGUCUUUCAUAUUUUUUUCCAAAGCGUAGAAGAGUUAGUAUGUGUAUUAUCAAACAAUUUUAGGUUGCUUUUUAUUCAAAGUUUAUUAAAAAUAUGGAUUUGGCUAAAUCUCUUUUCGAAACCAGAAACCACGAUGGAUAUGUUGGAAAGGUGGAUCACAAUAAGCGAGAGUUGGAAUUGGCAAUUGAACCUGAUGAUGCUGAUGACAAUUUAAUAGAAGAAUUAAACAUUGAUGACUUAGUAACUCCCACACCUGGAGGACCAUUUUCUGCUCUAACCCCAAGUAUGUGGCCACAAGAAAUUAUGGCCAAACAGUGCCGGGAGCAAGAAGAUCCUAAUUCACAACCAGACUACAGAUUUGAUGAAUUUGGUUUUCGUGUUGAGGAAGAGGAUGGGCCUGAACAAAACUCAAACAAAUUGCUUGGAAUACCUUUACUUGAAGAUCCUCAGCAUAGAUUGCAGUGGGUGGCUCAUUUAGAAUUUUCACACAACAAAGAAUUAUCAGACCUUACUUGGGAUAAAGUUGACAUUCGCAUUCCCAGGACUGACAAACUAUUCCAAAUGGUUAAGUCUGGUAUUCCUCAUUCUCUGCGCCCCCAAAUGUGGAUGCGAAUGUCUGGAGCACUCGAGAAAAAACACCAGUCAGAACUCUGCUAUAAAGAAAUUAUUAAAAUGUCUAGCAAUGAUUCACUGAUGACUUCAAAACAAAUUGAAAAAGAUUUAUUGCAUAUCAUGCCCACAAAUGCUUGUUACAGCCAUGCUAACAGCACAGGUAUCCCGAGAUUGCGCAGAAUUAUGAGAGGCAUCGCUUGGUUGUAUCCUGAUGUGGGGUACUGCCAAGGAAUGGGGAUAAUAGCUGCCUCCUUGUUACUGUUUAUGGAAGAGGAAAAUGCAUUUUGGAUAAUGGUAACCAUAGUAGAAGAUUUAUUACCGGCUUCAUAUUACAGUUCAACACUUUUAGGUAUACAAGCGGAUCAAAAAGUUUUAAGAAAUUUAAUAACAAAUUACUUACCCGAUAUCGACGAAACUCUGAAAAAUCACGAUAUUGAAUUGUCCUUAAUAACUCUGCACUGGUUUCUAACACUAUUCGCCAAUGUGGUGCACAUGAAGAUAUUGCUCAGGAUAUGGGACCUGUUCUUCUUCGAAGGCUCGCUGGUUUUAUUUCAAAUUACUCUCGCUAUGCUAAGAAUGAAAGAGCCACAACUCAAAACGUUAGAAAAUUCCGCUCAAAUUUUUAAUGCGUUGUCAGACAUUCCUGGUGACAUAGAAGACGUUGAAAAACUCUUUGAGGUUUCAUCAGAAUUAACAAGCUCGUUAAACGAUGUUACAAUAGAAACUUACAGAAGGAGGCAUUUAGCGUAUUUAAUGGCCGAUCAAGGAACUUUGGUGGGAAACCCAGAAGCGUUACCAAAUCUGCCUAAACAACACUUGGCAAGGAGACAGAUCAAAAAGAAUAAAUCGGUAUUUCAAAUUUUGCUGUUUUCGGAAGGCACUGAAGAUGAAAUUAAGAGCAAAAAUAUUAGACAAACUGAAAUAUUAGUUGAUCUCAGGGAAGCCAUUUUACAAAUUGUUCGCCACUUUGUACAGUUAGAUCCAAAACUAAGCUCAGAAAUUUCAUUGGUAGCUGAUUAUUCAAUGGAAAGUCAUGCUCAAGAUCAUAUGAAUUUUAUAAAUGUCUCAAAAAAUAGGAAGCGGAGAGCCAAGGCUUUGUUGGAUUUUGAGCGGCAUGAUGAUGAUGAAUUGGGUUUUCGAAAAAAUGAUAUAAUUACUGUAGUGAGUCAAAAGGAUGAACACUGCUGGAUAGGAGAACUGAAUGGUCUUAGAGGUUGGUUUCCUGCAAAGUUUGUCGAGUUAUUAGAUGAGAGAAGUAAACAGUAUAGUAGCGCCGGCGAUGACAGCAUAUCAGAAACUAUUACAGACCUUGUAAGGGGUGUUUUAAGUCCUGUUAUUAAACAAGUACUGGAACAUGGAAUGAAACGCCCACAUUUUCUGGGAGGACCAUGUCACCCAUGGUUAUUCAUUGAGGAAGCUGCCACAAAAGAAGUUGAAAAAGAUUUCAACUCGGUUUACAGCAGAUUAGUACUUUGCAAAACAUAUAGGCUAGAUGAAGAUGGAAAGGUCUUAACACCUGAAGAAAUAUUUCAGUUGCUCUACCGCUGUGUCCAAGCAAUCAAUCUGUCCCAUGAUAACGCGCAUGCUCAAAUGGAUGUAAAGCUCAGGUCAUUAAUUUGUUUAGGAUUAAACGAACAAGUUCUCCAUUUAUGGCUCGAAGUAUUAUGUUCUUCAAGUGAAGUUGUGCAUAAAUGGUAUCAUCCAUGGUCUUUUAUGUAUAGUCCCGGCUGGGUUCAGAUUAAAUGCGAACUAAGAAUUCUAUCUCAGUUAUCUUUUAAUCUAAACCCAGAUUGGGAGCUGCCUGUAAAAAAGGAAACAAACAAUCAGCCCCUAAAAGAUGGUGUUCGUGAUAUGCUUGUGAAACACCACUUGUUUAGCUGGGAUAUAUGAAUAUAUCAAAUUGAUUGUCCGUGCGUUUGCCUUCUGUAAAUUCUUCUGCAGAAUAUCUCAAAAAAAUGUUAUUUUUCUAAAAUGUUAAUAUCUCGCUUAGACUUAUUUAUUUUUAACUUAUUAAUAAAAAACUGGUUAUGUUUGCAAAUCCUAUAAUAAAGUAUGAAUAAAAUGCAUUUUUAAUUUU
This is a messenger RNA of Cylas formicarius (sweet potato weevil), 2823 nucleotides long. RefSeq names its product small G protein signaling modulator 3 homolog. Lineage: Eukaryota; Metazoa; Arthropoda; Insecta; Coleoptera; Brentidae. The record is from RefSeq and is a predicted model, not a curated record. The coding region runs from base 228 to 2636 and encodes 802 amino acids. Gene Ontology annotation, molecular function: protein binding. The transcript is spliced from 12 exons.